AUGCCAGCGGUGACAAGCCUGGCUUUCAGACACUGCAUAGGGCUUUAUCUUCAGAGAGACUCCCUCAGCUGUGCAAAUCAGCGCAUCUCAAACCUGGCCCUCGCUGUUUCGGACAUUCCCUCAAACACCAGGGUUCUGAACAUGUCCUUCAACAUGAUCAGGGUUUUACCCGCGACAGGACUGGAAAACCUGAUGUCUUUGGAAUAUCUAAGACUUGACCAUAACCAUCUGAGCAGAAUCGAGCCAGGAGCCUUUUGGAGACUCCAUUCCCUCCGAGAACUCAAUCUGUCCCACAACUAUCUGGAGUCCCUGCAGCAAGGCGCCUUCAGAUCAUUGUCCAACCUCACCAGCUUAAUCCUGCAGUACAACAGGUUGAACAUCUCCGGAAACACUGUCCUGCCCUUGAAGAGACUCCGAGCUCUGGAUAUCUCCUUCAAUAAUUUCAGAAAUGUCUCUGCUGUGUUUGCAGCGCUAGAACGUGUUCCUGCUUUGAGAAUACUGAAUUUUCAGAGUUCCAAUAUAAGAUAUUUGGACAUUUCAACGCGUUUUCCCCCGCAAUUGAGUCAUUUACUUCUCGCCAACAAUCCAAUCUCUGGAUUCCGGGCUCCCGCCGGUUUUUUCGCCAACAUUAAAUACCUGGACUUGUCCAACUGCAGCUUCUCGCGAGCCGAGAUCUUGACCUCAAUAAACUUCACCCGCCUUCACUCCCUGAACUUCAAGCACAACCCCAUGAACCGGACCGAUGUUAUCGAAGCUGUGCAGAAGCUAAAGGCUCCACUGAGAAAUAUCACCCUGAGCAACCUGAAACUGCGAAAGAAACGUUGCAACGACUGUGCGGGACCUUGCAGAGGAGAAGAAUUCAGUCAGUUAGCCUGGAGGGCAAUAGUUUUCAGGAUAUUAAGAAACCGGACAUGUUUAUCUGUGGAGGUGCGCCCCAACAAUCUACGAACCUUAAUCCUGGAUCAUAAUAUCAUUAGAGAUGUCUCUCUGUGUGAUUUGGGCCAAAACGGAGGACAACACAACCGGAGCGCCUAUUGUCUGGGGCAACUCCGUCACCUCUCCUUCAGAUACAACCACAUCUCUGCCAUCAGGUCUCAUGCAUUCCAACACGUUCCCAACCUGGAGAGCCUCUCGUUAGCUUUGAACGAGGUCAACUUCAUCAACAUCACCGCCUUUGAGGGUCUAACUAGACUUAAGUUUCUAUCCCUCACUAACAAUGCUAUCGGAGAGGUCUUUUCCAAGACAUUCAACCACCUCAAGAACCUGGAGCACUUGAAGCUACGGAAUAACAGGAUUCCAAUUGUCUACAACGGCACUUACUCCAGACUUCCCAACCUAAUCACGCUGGAUCUGGGUGGGAAUCACAUUGAAAAGUGUGAAAAGGAAGGUUUCAAGGGACUCCCAUCGUUGGUAAACCUCUACUUGGAUAGAAACUGGUUGUCGACCAUCUCUGCGGAGAUGUUUAAGGAUUUGCAGUCCUUGCAAGUGUUAGAUCUGGCCAACAACAAGCUCUCCUUUAGGACAGAGCUCGUCCAGUUUUCUCCGUUCGUUGCGCUCCGCAAACUCCGCAUGCUGAAGCUGCCAUCACAGGAAUCUUCUGGUCUUAUGACGCUACCUCACAACCUGUUCGAUGGCCUUCAACAACUCAAGAACCUGGACAUCUCCGACAACAAGUUCACGACUCUCGACACUCUGCCCUUUCACCAGCUCAAUGAGUUGGAGGUCUUGCGGAUGAACGACAUUUACCACGGGUUCCAAACCAUGCACAACAAGACCUUUGCCAACUUGGUCAUCCUCCGGCUACUGAGGCUGGAGAACGUCGGCUUGGAAUCCAUCAGGGGGGUUCUCUUUGAAAACUUGACCAGCCUCGCCACCCUAAUGCUGAAGGGGAACAUGAUCCACGUUAUCGGGAAGGACGACAUCCCGCAACUGGGCAACCUCAGCUACCUGGACCUGCGCGAAAACCCGUUCUCUUGUGUGUGCGCCAACCUGUGGUUUCAGCAGUGGGCAGUGAAGAGUAAGGUAGAAGUUCCUCUUUUUUAUAAGUACCCAUGCGUGGGCCAAGCAGAGACGACCAAACUGUUGGCCCAGUUUGACAGAUUGGUUUGUGACAAUGGCUUUGUGGCGAUCUGCGUCACCGCGCCUGUAAUCUUCGCCUUUGUGUUGACUGCUCUGGGGUACCACAGAGGGAAGUGGGGCAUCUAUUACGGUUACUAUCUGCUCCGUGCGUGGAUUCGCGAGAAGCAGCUCCAGAAGUCGCACACUCGAGGCCACCAGUACGAUGCUUUCGUGUCGUACAACUCCAAGGAUGAAGAGUGGGUGCUUGACCAACUGAUCAAACACUCGGAAACCGAGGGACCCCCGUUUCACCGCCUUUGCUUGCACCACAGGGAUUUCGCAGUCGGAAAACCCAUUGUGGAAAGCAUCGUUGACGCCAUAUACAACAGCAAAAAGACUCUCUGCGUCAUCUCCAAGAAUUAUCUUCAAAGCGAGUGGUGCUCAAUGGAAAUGCAGGUGGCUUUGUACAGGCUCUUCGAUGAACGCAGUGAUGUCCUCAUCCUGGUCUUUCUGGGUGAGAUCCCGAGCUAUGUGUUGUCCUCUUACCACCACGUCCGGAAGCUGCUGAGGACGAAGACCUAUAUCAAGUGGCCCUCAGAUGAUGCAGGUCAGAAACUAUUUUGGACCAAGUUAAGGGAUGCUCUCAAGGGAGACUGCCCAUCGUACGGAGAACAAGCCCAUCCACUUAUUAAGCACGCAAGCUUACUGUACUAA
Messenger RNA from Pristis pectinata (smalltooth sawfish), 2772 nucleotides. RefSeq names its product toll-like receptor 13. Lineage: Eukaryota; Metazoa; Chordata; Chondrichthyes; Rhinopristiformes; Pristidae. Gene Ontology annotation, biological process: inflammatory response; toll-like receptor signaling pathway; immune response. Gene Ontology annotation, molecular function: protein binding; transmembrane signaling receptor activity. Gene Ontology annotation, cellular component: membrane. The record is from RefSeq and is a predicted model, not a curated record.